Molecule: messenger RNA, 5249 nt
Organism: Heterocephalus glaber (naked mole-rat)
Lineage: Eukaryota; Metazoa; Chordata; Mammalia; Rodentia; Bathyergidae
Source: RefSeq, a predicted model, not a curated record
AAUAGUUUAACAAAAAUUUUUUAACAAAAUUUUUAAAAGCAGAAAAGGAUGAACAAGAACAAAAACAAGAAAACACAGAGAACAAACAAGAUAGAAAAGCUAAGUGUAGUCAUAUCAAUAAUUACUUCAAAAAUAUAGUUUUGGUAGUACUGGGCUUCAUACAUGGUAGGCAAGUGCUCUACUACAGAGCUGCUCAUUCAACCCGAAUUUUAUUUUAUUUUGUUUUUUUUUAACCCCAAUUUUAAAUAUUAAUGGGUCAAAUAUUCCAGUUAAAAGACAGGGAUUAACAAAAUAGAAUCAAAACAUAAGAAUUUGGCAUAGUAAACCUGUUUUGCUGGAAAUUUCAUCUUCUUUGCAGCUCAGCUACUCUGUUGAUUAAGUCCUAAGCCUUGUUCUCAACUUUAUCUACCUUUCUACCUCAGGAGAAAGUAGUGCUUUUUAUGCACUACCAAAGAGGCUCUCUGACUGUCAUCAUUAAUUUUUUUUCUUUAAACAGUCUUGCUCUGUAGCCCAGGCUGCCCUCAAACUCACAGCGAUCUUCCUGCCUCAGUCUCCUGAGUGCUGAUUACAGGCAUGUGCUAUGUCAGGGCUGAGCCUCCCAGCUGGCACCAGGAGGGGUCCAUAUCCUGUGAGGGUCCCCUCAGAAAACACGAAGAGUCGAGAUCCAUGAAAUCAGCAGGAGCAGGUGUGCAGACCAGUGUACAUCACUGCUAACAGUUUCCUAAUCAGGGUGCAGAGCAGCAUACAUCACCACUGUUUCUUAUUCAGAGAAUACCAACUCUUGGCUCCUUUCUACAGUUGUGACCAAAAGCCAAUAAAGUGCUUCCACUUCCCUUGCUUUUAUCAUAAACUCCAGCCAAACACCUAAGAAUUGGACAAGCCAGCUCCCAGUAUUAUAGAUAGGAAUUCUAGCCACAGAUAUGCUUCAUCCCAGGAAUUCUGCCCCGCAUCACCUCACCAAGCAGUUAUUACAGCAAUACCAAAAGGAAGUGAGACCAGUUCACAACUGGGGUGAGCCCACCACUGUCUACCUGGACUUAUUUGUCCAUGCUGUGCUGGAUGUGGAUGUACAGAAUCAAAAAUUAAAGACAAGUGUUUGGUACCAUGAGGUUUGGUAUGAUGAGUUUUUAUCCUGGAACUCCAGCAUGUUUGAUGAGAUUAGAGAGAUCUCUCUACCUCUCAGUGCCAUCUGGACCCCUGAUAUCAUCAUUAAUGAGUUUGUGGACACUGAAAGAUCUCCUGACCUUCCCUAUGUUUAUGUGAACUCCUCUGGGACCAUUAAGAACUUUAAGCCUAUCCAGGUGGUGUCUGCCUGCAGCUUACAGACAUAUGCUUUUCCGUUUGAUAUCCAGAAUUGCAGCCUAACCUUCAAUAGCAUUCUGCACACAGUGGAAGAUAUAGACCUGGGCUUUCUGAGGAACAGAGAAGACAUUAAGCAUGACAAAAAAGCAUUUUUGAAUGACAGUGAAUGGGAACUGCUUUCUGUGUCCUCAACAUACAACAUCCUGCAGAGAAGUGCUGGAGAUUUUGCACAGAUUCAGUUUAAUGUGGUGAUUCGAAGACGCCCCCUGGCCUAUGUCGUGAGCCUGCUGAUUCCCAGCAUCUUCCUAAUGCUUAUGGACCUGGGGAGCUUCUACCUUCCACCCAACUGCCGGGCAAGGAUUAUAUUCAAGACCAGUGUGCUGGUGGGCUACACUGUCUUCAGGGUCAACAUGGCUAACGAGGUGCCAAGGAGCACAGGGAAUACCUCUUUGAUUGGUGUAUUCUUCACAGUCUGCAUGGCCUUCUUGGUUCUCAGCUUAUCUAAAUCAGUCCUCUUGGUCAAAUUCCUCCACAACGGACAGUGCAGUGGGUGGGAACAGCCCCUCUUGUGUCUUCAAAGGGAUGCCGAUGCUGAUGAACCUAGAGUGGACCCCCGGGCCCAGUGUGCUGGGGUAACAGAGUCCCCAAGUUAUCAAGACCAGCAGGCCCAGCCAGGGACCCUAAAGGAAGUCUGGUUCCAGCUUCGAUCCAUCAACAACUACCUCCAAACCCAGGACCAGAUGGACCAGCAAGAUGUUGAGUGGCUGGCUCUCCUGUACCGCUUUGACCAACUGCUCUUCCGAAGCUACCUUGUCAUGCUGGGGCUCUAUACUGUCACCUUGUGUUCUCUCUGGGUUCUGUGGAGUGGCUUGUGAAAACUGAAACCGCUGGGCUUAAUCACCAUGCUGUCAUAGCACCUAGGGCAGCUGAAAAUAUUUCUGAGGGGAGACAGAAGGGGGAGCAAUGGUGGUUAAGUUUAAAAGCUUCCCACCCACCUCCUUUGCCUCUUUUCAUUGAGUCCAAGAACACACCCUAUGGACAACAGAGGAUCCAGGAAUAACCUGUUCAGGAUGAAAAUGUGUAAAUAGAACAAGGUAUACAGUAAAGAGUAAGGCUUCACUCACCAGGAACCUAGAAAUCUCCUUCAUAAAAUUCCUAGUUACAGGCACGCUUACAUGCAUGCUUAAACAGUUGUUUAACAGCAUAUGUAUGAUCACUCCAUCUCCCCGUUCUGCCUUUGUCAUUUAUUUAGUCUUUCACUCAACAAAACCUUUAUUGAGUGUUGAUUAAGAACCAGGAAUUAUUUUCGACACACUAGAGAAUAGAAAAUAAGUCAGUCACAGAGUAUUCUCCACUUGAUUUGAUUCCCAUAGUCUCCCUUGAGUCAAUCAGAACACAAAACUCCUGUUAUAUAUGUACCUUUUGAAGCUCUUGUUCCCACUCUUCCAGUUGAGACAUUGACUCCAUCUUCCUUCUGUGCCAUGGAGAACCCGGGUGCUAAGGCUUCCAGGCCCAGUCCAGCACAGCAUUUAUUAAGCCCACACUAUGGGGAAGGCACUGAUCUGGGGGCAUGGUCCUUAGAUUCAAGGGAUUUACAAUCCACUGUCCUUGUACUAGUCAGCUAGGGCUACUAAGUAAAAUGCUGCAGACUGAGCCACAACUUGAACAAACAGAAAUUUAUUUUCUUGUUAUUCUGGAUACUGGAAGCCUGAGAUCAAGGUGCCAGCAAACUUGAUUUCUUCUGAGACCUCUGUCCUUGGCUUGUAGACUGCUACCUUCUCCAGGCAUCUUCACAUGGUCCUUCCUCUAUACCUGUGUCCAAGUUUCCUCUUCCUAUAAGGACACCAGUCAUAUUGGAUUAGGGCCUAUCCUAGUGCCUCCAUUUAACCUUAACUACUUCUUUCAAGACUUUGUCUCCAGAUGCAGUCAUAUUCUGAAGCAUUAAGAGUUAGAUUUUGGGGUCGGGGAUUUAGCUCAGUGGUUUCACCGACUGCUGCGCAAGUGCAAGGACCCGAGUUCAAUCCCCAGUACCAAAAAAAGAGUUAGAUUUCGGAGGGACAUGAAUCACUCCAUAACUCACAGGCAAUUGUGGAGACUUGGCAAGUCCAAAAUCAUCAAGGCAGACCAGCAAGCUGGAGACAGGAGGAAAGCUAUAAGUUUGAGUCCAGAGGUAGUCCAUUGGCAAGAUUCCCUUUUCUGGGAGUUUUAAAACUAAGGUCUUCAACCAAUUGUAUGAAGCCUGCCCACAUUAUGGAGAGUCACUCAUUCUACUCAAAGUCUACUGAUUUAAAUAUUGAACUUAUCUAAAAAAAUACCUUUACAGAAACAUCUAGGACUGACCAAAGACUGAGUCCUUCACCUAGCCACAGUGGUGCAUGAAGUCCAGCAUCGUAGUCCUGAUGGCUCCUUAGCAUUCCUUCUUGCCACAGACACUCAUUCAGAAGGAGUAGAAGAGUCCGAUCACCUGGCACUGAGGAACUAAUCAACUCUGGCCCAGAUUCUCCAGUAACCAAGUCUAUAGUAAUUAUCCUAUCUCAUGUCAGUUCCAGUGAUCUCAAGCCUGAAUUAUAAGGUCAGAAUUCAAGCCUUUCACAAGAUAUCCUUCCCUUUUAUUUGACUUUCUUGGUUUCUCACUGUUUCCUACCACAGUAUUCAGUGCAGUCAAGCUAGCCUGCUUCUGAUCCUCCUCGGGAAGGGUUUUUCCAGCCAAGCCUCUACUUCUAUUUGACAUAUUCUUCUUUUGCUUCACCAGUCUCUAUAUCAACUCUGUCUCAGAGCCCCGCUCAAAACAGCCUUAUUCUCCCACCAUUUUCACCUGAUCACCCCUGGUUUCUAUCUUUGUUGCUGCAUUAACUUAUAUCUUUCUUCUUUUGAAUGUUUUAUAGCCUCUUUUUAUAUGUAUGUGUGUGCAUGCGUGUGUGUGUGUGUGUGUGAGAGAGAGAGAGAGAGAGAGAGAGAGAGAGAUGUCAUAAAGACCACACAUUACAGUAGUUGCACUGUUUUCUCUUUUUAGUUUAGCCCCCAUUUCCGCUCAGGUGUGUGGCAUUUUGCCUAUGAUGAUUUUGCAAUAGCAAUAGCAAAGCAACUCAUUCUAGCUUGCUCCUGACAGUGGACAUGUAUCUGGUGUGUUUCCGCAAGUCUGAGGGAUAAAAUCUACUCAAAGUCAGAUACCCAGUUCCUGGGCAUCUGUGUACCCCAUCUGCAGGGUAGUCUUCAGAAGGCUGGUGGGCACAAGGACACAGUGGGCUGUGAGACAAUCACCAGGCCCAGUGCUGCCAAGACAAGACACAAAAGUCCUAAGCUGUUUGCAAGGAACUUUUUCGGGCACUAAAAUUGCUUUUUAAAAAAAUCUUCCCCCCUUCUCCCCCUGAAGAAAUAGAAUUUAAAUUCAAACAGCCUUUACCUGCAUCCUCCCUCUCUCAUUACCUCCCAGUUAGUGCUCGACGCCAAUUGUCCAUGAAAUUCCACUGCUGCUGUUAAUGAAAUGAGGAACAUAAGAAGUUUGUGAACAGGAAGUAUCCAUGCAAAGCUCCACCUGUUUCCUUCUUCACUUCCUAUUUUCUACCAGCAGCCUCCUCUGCCAUGCCGUGCUCAGUUAGUUUCUAUAUUGAUUUUGGCUUUCUUACUUCCUCCCCCAGAUAAUAGAGAGGGAAAGGAGGGAAAGAGGAAAAGUCCUGCAGUGAACACUUUGCUAUUGUGUCUCCCUCAUUCCUGACUGCUUAUUGGAAAGAGUACCAGAUUCACAUUCAGGAGACCUGAUUCUGGCCCUAGUUUCAUCACUAUUUACUCAGAGGAACUUGAACUUAACUUCUCACACUUCUAUCUACUUUAUCUGAAAUUGAGGCUGUUAAACUUACUCUAUCCAUAUCACAGAGUGUAUGAGAUCAAAAUCAAGCAAAGUAUUUUAGAGCAUUUUGAAAAGCAAGUAAUGUAUCACAAAAUAAACA